CAGCCUUUGUAGCUGCUUCAAGCACCGCCGAGGAGCAGCAGCCAAAGGGAUUCGACCUGUCGGUCUUCCCCGUCCGGCCGUCCCACACACCUCUCGUAAUGUCCAGUACCACCUUCUCGCCGCCGCCGCCGUCCGCCGGGGACCAUCCCCGCGUUCUCCUACGAGGUUUCCUCUCCCGCGAGACAUGCAAGGAGCUGGAGUUCGUGCACCGGAGCUGCGGCGCCGCGGGGUACCGCCCCUCGGUGGUGUCGACGUCUCUGCCUCACCUGGCGGCCACCGGCUGCGGCCACCUCCUGCUCCCGUUCGUACCCGUCCGCGAGCGCCUCCGCGAAGCCGUGGAGUCCUUCUUCGACUGCCACUUCGAUCUCUUCAUCGAGUUUACCGGGCUUAUCAGCUGGUGCAAGGGAGCUUCUAUUGGAUGGCACAGUGAUGACAAUAAGCCUUAUCUUAGGCAAAGAGCAUUCACAGCAGUGUGCUACUUGAACAAUCAUGGAGAGGACUAUAAGGGUGGAAUUCUGCAGUUUCAGGAUGGUGAUCCUUCCUCUAUUGUUCCAGUUGCUGGUGAUGUUGUCAUAUACACGGCUGAUAAUCGUAAUGUCCAUUGUGUAAAUGAGGUAACUGAAGGGGAAAGGCUCACCCUGACUCUUUGGUUCACUAGAGACCGUGCUUAUGAUGAGGAUCCUAAACUUCUUAAUUUUCUCUCUCGGACAUCAUUGAGCUGUGAACCAACUGAGCAAAAUUCUUAUAUUCCUGUGCCAGCUUCUGAUAACAUGUAUUGGUUUUCCUAUGAUCAGUCUGGUUUUGACAUACGAUGUGCUAGAGUGCAUGUUCGUGGGUUUAGUUUUUACUCAAGCAGUGGCAAAUCCAAUAUAUCUGUGUUACCAGCUGAAGAAGACCCAAUAGAGUUGCUUGGAAAGGAACUGCGGCUCGGGAGGGGAGAUGAUGUCUUUGAGAAAAUAUUUUCUAACAGCUUGCAUGCUCUUCUGGUGGUGCAAUUCUACUGCUGGAAAAAACAUGAGCUGGCAACAAGGAUGGAACAAAGUGUUGUUGGUUCAGGAACAGUCUGCUGCCCAAUUAUACAUCAUUCAAAAGGAACAGAACUACCAUUACCAUGCAACCACGCACUUGCACAAACUAUAUUUGGCUCAUAUAAUACUGAGGAGAUUUUCCAGUGGAAUGAUUUUGCAUUAGCUGUUGCUAUGUGGGAAAAAUAUUCAGAAGAGUUAAAGAAACAGCUGUUGACAUUUUUGCCAUACUGGCUGUCCAAUGAAACCAUUUAUGUUGUUGAUACCUCUGAGCUCCAGUUUCCAUUGGUUGGACCUGUUGCACGUCAGCGCAUACACAUUACAUCUCGUAGUCGCUCCAUGUUUCUUAGGUUAGGUAAACCACACACCACAUUAAAUCCUUGCAUUUUUUUUAAUUUUCUGAAGCCACUUACCACAAUGUCUCAUUCAAAUUUUAUACAGAGAGCUGAACCAAUCUAACUCAAUGGUGAUUUGGACUGCCUCAUUCUUUUGCGACAUAGCUGGGGCGUAGAUAUGUUUCUCUCAAGCUCCACUGGGAAUACUGGUACAAUAUAUUCCCAUCAACAUCGUAAAAGGUGAAUUCAGCUUGGUCCUGGUAUAGCUGGAGGGACAUGAACCCUUGCCCAUCAUAAAAGAACUUGAGCUUGUCUUCAUUUGGCUGGAAGAAUCCUCUCCAUGCUCUGGAACCGCCUCCGCUUGUGAAGUAUUGAAUUGGACUGCAACAACAGAGCAUGUAAGUUAUAAGAUCAUGUGAAUAUAUCGUUUGGCUGAAAAGCCAAGACUGAAAGUAUUGUUUGCUGAUUUGUUGCGAGAGAAAAACAAUGCUGAAUGGAUGACAGAUUUGGUAGAUAAGCUCAAGCGAAAAGGCUGCCAGCCAUGUAUAAACGGAUGUUAACCUGUCUCUGCUGCUUAUGUGUUCCAGGCAGUGGUCAUGCCCAUUGAUGUAGAAAUCGAGGCCAUUAUUCUGGAAUGAUGUAAAAUUAUUAUCAAAAGAUUAUUUGUAUUUUGGAGGCUAAUAUUGUGGCUACUUCUGAGUAACCUCAAGGAUUGGAAGAAGCAGUUGCAGAAGCUCCUCGGUGUUACCAUGGUGACUGACACUCCUCAUGGUAUGAUGGCCAAUGGCAAUCUUCCACUUUCCAGUUGAUUUCUUCAGCGCCUUAUCCAAAUCCUAGAUGAAUAUAAUUCGUGAAAGAGGAAUACAUUAAUUUUGCUAUAUGACAUAUUAGCACUGUC
Molecule: messenger RNA, 2258 nt
Organism: Sorghum bicolor (sorghum)
Lineage: Eukaryota; Viridiplantae; Streptophyta; Magnoliopsida; Poales; Poaceae
Exons: 8
Coding region: 99-1484 (461 amino acids)
Biological process (GO): collagen metabolic process
Molecular function (GO): iron ion binding; oxidoreductase activity, acting on paired donors, with incorporation or reduction of molecular oxygen; L-ascorbic acid binding
Source: RefSeq, a predicted model, not a curated record